CUGCUAAAGAAAGGAGAUCGAUCGACCAAUCGAGCCAGCCAGCCAGCGAUUUGCUUCUUUCUUCCCCUUAUCGAGAAGAGAGGAUUCCAGCCGUCCUGCCCCACGCAGCGCAGGGAGGAAGGAAGGAGGGGGAAGAAGAAGAUAUAGUUGCUGGUUUGCCAUUUCUAGCUCCAAGAAGAAGAAGAUAAUAAGAUUGUAGAGAGAGAGGACAUCCGCAGCCGGCCGGAGAGGAGAAGAUCGGAGGCGCUUCGGUAGCUUGGGCUGCGGAUUUGACUCGCGCGGACCCCUGCCUUCAUUCCAUCGAUGGUUGAAUCGGAGGUUGACGCGUCGGCGUCGGCGGCAGGGGAAGCAACGACGGCAACGGCGGUGCUCACGGCGCCGCUGUCCCUCGAGGGCGGGCUCGCGGCGGAGCUCAAACCGGCCAACAUCGUGCAGCGGGUGCUCAGCCUCUUCCGGAACGUCAGGCCGGGCGCCGAUCUCUCGCACUUCCAGCUGCCUGCCACGUUCAACCUCCCGAAAUCUCAGCUCCAGUUGUACGGGGAAGGUGUCUACUGCGCGGGAGAAGACUACCUGAGCAGAUGCGCCCGAGGCAAGGACAGCCUGGAGCGGCUCACGGCGGUCGUGGCGUGGAGCAUCUCGACGACGAGGCCGCCCAUCUUCGGCUUCGCGCCCUACAACCCGGUGCUCGGAGAGACGCACCAUGUCUCCGGUGGCUCAAUCCAUGUUCUCCUUGAGCAGGUGUCUCAUCGUCCCCCGGUCUCCGCGCUUCACGCCACCGACGACGGUGGGAACGUCGAGCUUGUAUGGUGCCAGAACCCAGUGCCGAAGUUUCAUGGUACUAGCAUAGAGGCGACCGUGAACGGCAAUAGGCAGGUCAAGCUUCUGAAGUUCAAUGAGACCUACGAGGUGGAUUGCCCGAACCUUCUCAUAAGGCUUCUGCCCGCUCCCUCGGUCGAGUGGUCGGGGACCGUCAGGAUCGCCUGCAAAGAAUCCGGUCUUGAGGCGGAGCUGAGCUACCACAGAAGCCGCUCCUUCUUGGGCAUAGGAGGCGACGCGAGGUGCGUGAAGGGCAAGGUCUUCCGUUCGUCAUCCGGCUCGCAGGAGACCGUCUGCGAGAUGGAUGGCCACUGGGAUAGGACUGUCUCAUUGAAGGAUGUUCAGAGCGGGGAGGUUUCGGUUCUGUACGAUGCAGAGCGCGCCAUCGGUAACCUCAUCACACCCGAGGUCAAAGAUAAAGAGGAGUUGUCGUCUUCGGAGUCGGCGGUGGUCUGGAGCGAAGUCAGCGAGGCUAUCCUAGCAAAGGAUUGGGAUAAGGCUAGCGAGGCGAAGCGGCAAGUGGAGGGCAGAGCUAGGAGGCUUGACAAGGAGAGGAAUGAGAGAGGAGAGGUGUGGAUGCCCAAGCACUUCUCAUUGUCUCAGGACAAGAAUGGGAACUGGGAGUGCUGGCCGUUGGAGAAAUCAGUGCGUCCAGCUCCUAUCAUUGUACCUUCUUCAUGACAGUACAUCCCAUGUAACAAGUGUUAAAUUAUAUAAUAAAGCUGACCAUUUUUUAACAA
Lolium perenne is the source of this 1556-nucleotide messenger RNA. Its product is annotated as oxysterol-binding protein-related protein 4C. NCBI's taxonomy places the organism in Eukaryota, Viridiplantae, Streptophyta, Magnoliopsida, Poales, Poaceae. Gene Ontology annotation, cellular component: membrane; cytosol. The record is from RefSeq and is a predicted model, not a curated record. Gene Ontology annotation, molecular function: sterol binding.